UACACUGUUUAGUUCAGUCAAAAUGCACGUUAAUGUUAUUUUGAUUUAUAACGUUGUUCUAAACUUUAGUGUGAAUGCAGAUGGCUGCUCAGGAUGUUUCCAUAUAUGGCAGUGGGCGUGUCUUUGUGUUUCUGUGUUAUAAAUGUGUCAGCGUGAUCCUCAGACCGACUCCAAAGCUGACUGUCCAUCUUUCCACCGCAGCAGCAGCAGCAGCAGCAGCAGAAGAUCUUCAGGACAGAUGUGUGUGUCGAGGUGUCUGCAGUGUGUCGGCGUCGCUCUGCUUCCCAUGGCCGUCGUCUGCAUGCUGUCCAAUAUCCUGCUGCUGCUUCCAGAACUGAAGAUCCAGUUCCUGUUGGAGGGUCAUGUGACCAGAGAGGCCACGUGGGCCACAGGUCUGUGGGGAUCCGGCUUCCUGGCUUUGCUUAGUGCUCGAGCUUUUGUGCAAAGCAGCAAAACCAGAGGCUGCUGUGCUUUCAGGAGUAAGAUGUUGUGUCAGGUGUUGUACUCGUUUGUGUGUCUGCUGGCUGCUGGGAUCUGCUGUCUGGUCAGUGCCACCGGUCUCUCUCAGGGUCCUCUCUGUCUCUACAACACCACCUCCGGUCCAACGUGGGGCGUCCCGCUAAAACCUGUCCCAGACUGUCAUGCAGGGUAUCUGUACAACAGGACUUUGUGGUCUGGAGUGUGUCUGGAGCCCAGAGGGGUGGUUCAGUGGAAUGUAGUUCUGUUCAUUGUGAUGGGGGGCGCCAGUGGGCUGCAGACUCUCCUCUGUGGAGCCAACAUCAUCAACUCACUGCUGGGGUUGGUCCUCGGACCGGGCUUCUGCCAGAACAAGGUCAGUCCAGUUUCAGUUUGACAGGCCCUCUUGGAUCCUGACUGAAGACGCCAGCUGAGUCCUCACAGUGUAACGUUAUAAAAAUGUUUAUUCUGGUUUCCUGAUCAUCUUCAGGCCAAAGGUUUAAAAACGCACUGACGCACUUUCUAUAAAAACAACUUUUAGAUAAAUAAUUUAAAAAUACUACGUUUGCACAAUAAAUGAAUCUUGUUCAGAUAUUAAUUAUUGUUAUAUUUCAAACUACCGUUAAAGUUAAAAAAACAAUAAUAAUAAACAAAACAAUGACUGUCAGAUCUUAAUAUUUAGUUUAUAAAGUCAUGAAGUAAUCAAUUAAUGAAUCAAUAAUAUAAUGUGAAAUUUGAUUAACACAUUUAAUUAUCAUUACAUAAUUCAAUGAACUAAAAGUAUUUAUUAUUAUUUAAUUGUUAGUUAGUUUAUUUUAUCUAUUUAUCUGAAUAAAUAGAAAUUAUGACAUCUGUUCACUGAUUCUGUAACUGAUGAAAGAUUUACUCAGCAACACUCAGAAAACAGCAAACCUCACAGCACAUUCAGUCUGUACGUUUAUUUAUUCAUGUUUUUCUACAGUAAUUAAAAGACAGUCGUACUGUGACUUGCUCUGUGUUUUACCUGACUGUCCCUUUGUUGUUGUUUUCUGCACGUCGAGGUCGUCUGCACUCAGACCACU
Messenger RNA from Scatophagus argus, 1517 nucleotides. Its product is annotated as transmembrane 4 L6 family member 5. Gene Ontology annotation, cellular component: membrane. The transcript has 6 exons. Lineage: Eukaryota; Metazoa; Chordata; Actinopteri; Scatophagidae. The coding region runs from base 143 to 853 and encodes 236 amino acids. The record is from RefSeq and is a predicted model, not a curated record.